AUGGGUGUUCAACUCAAAGGAAAUGGCCAUGGAGAGCCGCCCAUGAAUCCAGAGGUUGCGGUUCCUCUCUUUGUUCUCGGGGGAAUUGUCGUUAUCAUGUUCCUAUAUCGAAGUGUGAUUCGGAUUCGCCAUCGCCGACGCUCAAAAACAGCCUUGCAGGUGGAUGAUCAGACUCAAAUUUCCCAAACAAAUGGCCUCAAUGCAAACUUGAAAAAGCAUAUUCUGUAUGCGCCGCUUUGGGGAUCCCGCCACAGUCGAGAGUUUCGGUUUCUUCGCCUGCAUAUGGGUUCACUGCCCUUGCGGCUAGAACUGAUUCUCUUGAUUGUUUAUAUCUGUCUCAAUAUCGUGUUUGUCAUCGUGACAGUGGACUGGUGGGAGGAAUUUUCCAUGAAGAUGUUUCAAUUGAAGUAUGCUGCAGGUCACCUGGCUGUAAUGAACACGCCAGGUCUCGUCUUAAGUGCAGGACGCAACAAUCCGUUGGUGGCUAUGCUUGGACUCUCUUUUGACACCUUCAAUUUCAUGCAUCGUUGGGUUGGACGCAUCAUUGCAGCAAAUGCUAUCAUUCAUAUGAGCGCUGUGUUGGCGAACCAGGCUUACGUCAAUGGGGUGGAUUACAUUCUCUAUACCAUUUGGCAGCAAUCGUUCUAUAUCUUCGGUCUUGUGGCGCUCCUGGGAUUCGUUUUCAUCGUCCUACAAUCUCUAUCACCACUCCGUCAUUCCUUUUACGAGCUAUUCCUUCAUUUACAUAUUGCUCUGGCUAUCAUGUCCUUCGUGGCUCUAUGGUAUCAUCUCAAAAAUCUGACGCAACAGCGAGUGCUUCUGGGAACCCUGAUCUUGUGGGGUCUAGAUAGAGCUGGUCGACUUGCAAUCCUUAUUUGGAGAAAUUGUGGCAAGCGCCGCACAACCGCUACCAUUGAAGCUCUUCCAGGCUCAGUUGCAAAGGUUGAUGUGGAGGUCUCACGUGCUUGGAAUUUCCGCCCUGGUCAGUAUAUGUAUCUCUAUAUGCCUUGUUUAGGGCUGUGGACAUCACAUCCAUUUACCGUUGCUUGGUCAUACACAAGAGAGUCGUCGCUGGAUCUGAGCGAGAAGCGUAGCUCAAGUGAUUCCUUUGCUGCACUUAUUGGUGGUAAUCAGACGACUACUAUGUCAGUUUUGAUCAAGGGUCAAGAUGGGUUUACUAAGAAGCUGCUUCAAAAAGCGGAAAACUCGCCCGAUGGAAGAAUUCAGGCAAUGGCGUUGGCAGAGGGUCCUUUCGGCGGUAUUCAUUCAUUGGCAUCUUAUGGAACUCUGCUACUGGUAGCUGGAGGCAUCGGCGUUACACAUGCAAUGUCCUACUUGCAUGAGGUUGUCACCAAUUUCACAUCUCGGAAAACGGCAACACGAAAAGUUCAUCUAGUUUGGAUGAUCCGAAGUCUUGAUCACUUGACAUGGAUUCAAACAUGGAUGCUUGACAUUCUUGGACACGACGCGCUUAACACGUCCAUCGAUCCUCAGGGAGACACGUAUUUCCAGUUCCCUGGUCUCAUGCUGUCUAUUAAAAUCCAUAUUACUGGUCAUAAGGAGAGUGUUGAGGAGUAUCUUCCAGCAGCCGAGACUCCGUGGACGGAGUGCGCACCUUCCAACGUGCCUGUGGCCGUUGAAUAUGGCAAGCCAUGCUUCAAGAAAUUAUUGGAGAAUGAAAAAGCAGAGCAGGUUGGUGCUUUGGCAGUCAGUGUCUGUGGCCCUGGUGGUCUUGGUGACAGUGUUCGUGAAGCCGUUCGUAAUGUACAGGGCGAGAAGACAGUGGAUCUUUUUGAAGAAGCCUUCUCGUGGUGA
Penicillium malachiteum is the source of this 1815-nucleotide messenger RNA. RefSeq names its product ferric reductase family protein. Gene Ontology annotation, biological process: copper ion import; intracellular iron ion homeostasis; iron ion transport. Gene Ontology annotation, cellular component: plasma membrane. The transcript is spliced from 5 exons. The record is from RefSeq and is a predicted model, not a curated record. NCBI's taxonomy places the organism in Eukaryota, Fungi, Ascomycota, Eurotiomycetes, Eurotiales, Aspergillaceae. Gene Ontology annotation, molecular function: ferric-chelate reductase activity. The coding region runs from base 1 to 1815 and encodes 604 amino acids.